AUGAAUCCAUUUGUGAGUAAUGGUAAUAAUAAGUUGAGAUUAAAAUUCGAAAAUGCAAAAAAUCUGGAAUUUUCUGGAAUUUAUAGUGAUGAGUCCAAAAUUGGGCCAACUAAAUGGUUUGUUUUUUUUUGUAAGUCUGUGUAUUCCGAUACAAUUUUUUGCAGGAAAAUUAAAAUUCGAAAAGAAAUCACAAAUGAUGAGAAAUAUCUAGCAGUUUACUUAUAUUAUUCUGGAGAUAAUGUGAGCCAGAAAAAUUGGAUUUGUCAGAUGGAUAAAUCAAUUACAUUGAUUAAUCAAAUGGAAAAUGGAAAAGAUGUGAAUUCAACGAAUUCUAGUUGUUAUUCAAACAGUUUUUCUGGUUGGGGAUGGAAUAAAUUGUAUACUUGGAAUGAUUUGAUCACAGAUGGAUAUAUGAAAAAUAGUUCGAUCAUUAUUGAAGUUGAUUUUAGUUUCAAAUAUUAUGAUUUUUCGAAGAAUAUUCCGAAUCUCAAUGAUAUUGUCUUUAUGGUUGAUAAUACUGUAUUUCACACAAGCAAAGCGGUUAGUUUUUUCAAUUUUUUUCUGAAAAAUUCAAAGAAAAAAAUCCAGAUUUUGUGCAUGCAAUCGGAAUACUUUUAUGAUUUAUUUAUCAACAAAAAGUGUAGAGAAACUGUGAUUGAAAUCGGUGAUAUUGAAUUGGAUGAUUUUCGAUAUUUCCUGGCUUCAUUUUAUGCAUUUUUCGAGAGUUGUGAACAAUUUAAUUAUUUCGAACUCAUCAAAUUGGCUGAAAAAUACGAAGUUUCGAGAUUGCAUAAAAAUUGUGAGAAUUAUUUGAUGAAAAAUACAGGAAUAUCGGUGGAAAAGAAAUUGGAAUAUGCGGAAAAGUAUGAUUAUUAUGAUUUAUUGGUUAGUUUUCUUGGAAGAAUUAGAUCAAAAGUAAUUUGUAUUUUUUUUUCAGAAACACUGCAUCCAAUCUUUGGAUGAUGCUCGAAAAAUCAAAAAUCUUCAAAAAACCGAUGAAUUUCAAAAAAUUCAAAGAAUCAACCAAAUAUAUGAUUAUGAAAAGAGUUUUGGAUUUUUUGUUAAAUUUUUUAAAUUUUGUUAA
Molecule: messenger RNA, 1084 nt
Organism: Caenorhabditis angaria
Lineage: Eukaryota; Metazoa; Nematoda; Chromadorea; Rhabditida; Rhabditidae
Source: the annotation of a GenBank genome assembly